GAUGGGCCAGGAAUGGGGUCCCUGGGCACAAUGCUGGUCCUCCUGGUGCAGUUCUGGGUCCUGCAAGGAGCCACAGGCCUGACUGUGCAGCAGACACCCAAGUUCUUGCAGGUGAGACAGGACAGCCAGGUGACUUUGACCUGCCAGGUGGUGCGGACCCAGGCCUGGGAGCGGCUCCGUGUCGAGUGGAUCAAGGACGUUGACACCUUCUGCCAGACACACAUCGUCAAAGGCAGUCUCAGCAAGAAUGUCUGUGGGCCUCAGGGAUGGCUCUCCUGGCAGCCGCUUGGCAACCUCACCCUGCAGCUGAAUCAAGUGAGCUUCAAUGACAGUGGACGCUAUGUGUGUGGGGCGACCGUGGAGAUCCCCGAUUGGGAGGAGGCCCAGGGCAACGGGACGCAGCUUCUGGUGGAGACAGAUGGCUGGCUACAGGACCAGAGCUUCUCAGGACUCUACUUCGCGCCGCUGGUGGCAGGGGCGGUGGCCGUGGCCGCUUUCGCUCUGGGCGCCGGGAUCUGGGGCUGCCGCCGCUACCGGAAGGGGGAUGCAGGUAAGGAACCGCGCAGGUAG
Dama dama (fallow deer) is the source of this 570-nucleotide messenger RNA. RefSeq names its product transmembrane and immunoglobulin domain containing 2 (gene TMIGD2). Gene Ontology annotation, cellular component: external side of plasma membrane; B cell receptor complex. NCBI's taxonomy places the organism in Eukaryota, Metazoa, Chordata, Mammalia, Artiodactyla, Cervidae. The transcript has 4 exons. The coding region runs from base 13 to 570 and encodes 185 amino acids. Gene Ontology annotation, biological process: B cell receptor signaling pathway; B cell differentiation. The record is from RefSeq and is a predicted model, not a curated record.